AUGCGUUCCUUCGCCGUCAUUGCUGGCUUCGCCGCCGUUGCCCUUGCUGCUCCCCAGUACGAGGCUUACCCUGCUGCCCCUGCCUCUUCCUCAGCUGCCGCUGAGUACCCGGCCUACCCUGCCGAGACCUCUUCGGCCCCUGCCUACGAGGCUGCUUCCUCCGCUGCUGAGUACCCAGCCUACCCCGCUGAGACUUCCUCCGCUGGAUACGAGGCUUCCAAGCCCGCCUACGAGGCCGCCAGCUCUGCCCCCGCCUACGAGGCCUCCAAGCCUGCGUACGAGGCCAGCUCCGCUGCUCCCGUCUACUCUGCCUCCAAGCCCGCCUACACCACCACCGAGGUUGUCCACGCCACCAGCUACGUCUGCCCUGAGCCUACCACCAUCACCUACGGUGCCUCCACCUACACCAUCUCCUCCAGCACCACUCUCAGCAUCCCUGAGUACACUGCUACCUACGUCCACACCCCCAGCGCUGAGGUCCCUGCUGUCCCCAAGCCCACCGUCUCUGAGACCCCUGCUGUCCCUGAGGCUUCGGCCACUGCCCCGGGAUACUCUGCUGCUCCUCCCGCUCCUCUGUACCCCAGCUCCAACGGCACCGUUCCCCACGUCCCUGCCGGAACUGGCUACCCCACUGGCACCGGUGCUGUCCCCAGCUCCACCAAGCCCGCCACCCCUGAGUUCACUGGUGCCGCUGGCAAGGUCACCGUUGGCUUCUUCGCCAUUGCUGGUGCCGUUGCUGCUUUCUUGUAA
This is a messenger RNA of Alternaria atra, 750 nucleotides long. RefSeq lists its product as uncharacterized. Gene Ontology annotation, molecular function: structural constituent of cell wall. Gene Ontology annotation, biological process: fungal-type cell wall organization. The transcript has a single exon. NCBI's taxonomy places the organism in Eukaryota, Fungi, Ascomycota, Dothideomycetes, Pleosporales, Pleosporaceae. Gene Ontology annotation, cellular component: fungal-type cell wall. The coding region runs from base 1 to 750 and encodes 249 amino acids. The record is from RefSeq and is a predicted model, not a curated record.